Molecule: messenger RNA, 494 nt
Organism: Ostrinia furnacalis (Asian corn borer)
Lineage: Eukaryota; Metazoa; Arthropoda; Insecta; Lepidoptera; Crambidae
Exons: 2
Source: RefSeq, a predicted model, not a curated record
UUUUUAUUUUCAGGGAAAAUUCUAAUCAGCAUUGAAGCCGAUCUAGCCGACAAAGUUGGCAAAGACGGCAAGACGUACUGGAACGUCAAACGAUUCUCUCACACCUACGAACUUCAGGACAAGGCUGACGUGGAAUUCGAGAACUUAUUUUCAGGGAACGACGUGUUAGGUUUGUCUGCGAGUCAAGUCAUAGCCAACAGUGGGAAUGAAAUCGUUCUUGAGGUUGGCCCACCGGUGGUCAAGGCACUGGUCACUAGGGUCGUCGUGAACAUCAAGAAGUUCUUCAGCAACGUCCCCGUAGAAGACCUAAGCUUAGACUAAACCUGAGAGAGCACUGGACUUAAAAUCAAUCAUAAAUUUUAAAGAUAAUCUCAGUCUUCACAAUGUCCCUACAGUUUAAAUGUAACUAUAGUCUGGUCCGGGAGCACGUAGAAUUUUGUCCAAUGACCCCAAGCUACCAAUCCUUAUCGCUCGCGCGUAAUUAUAUUGCUGUC